Prosopis cineraria is the source of this 4391-nucleotide messenger RNA. Its product is annotated as protein HASTY 1. The record is from RefSeq and is a predicted model, not a curated record. NCBI's taxonomy places the organism in Eukaryota, Viridiplantae, Streptophyta, Magnoliopsida, Fabales, Fabaceae. Gene Ontology annotation, biological process: RNA export from nucleus; protein export from nucleus. The transcript is spliced from 22 exons. Gene Ontology annotation, cellular component: cytoplasm; RNA nuclear export complex; nucleus. The coding region runs from base 442 to 3975 and encodes 1177 amino acids. Gene Ontology annotation, molecular function: RNA binding; nuclear export signal receptor activity.
UCCUCGCUCCGCGAAGGCACGAACACCACUUCAACACUCAACCGAUUCUAGUCCGAAGCGAAUCUCUCUGUCUUACACUGUCUUUCUCUCUCCAGAAUUUAUUUGACAACGAAACCUGAAGACUCACAGAGGCCGGGCAGGAUUCGCAAACGUAGUUGUUUCUGAUGGAAGACACUAACACAGUGUCUGCUAACAAUGUUGCUCGCGCCAUAGCAACCGCCCUGGACUGGAACUCCACUCCCGACUCUCGAAAAGCUGCUGUCUCUUUUCUGGAAUCUAUCAAAGCAGGUGAUCAUACUUCUGUCAUUUUACUGUUCAGCCAUUAUUAACAUAUCUUCAAUUCUUCAGAUCAAAGCAGGUGACUUGCGGAUUUUGGCAAACACUUCAUUUCUUUUGGUAAAAAAGGAUUGGUCAUCUGAAAUUCGGUUGCAUGCUUUUAAAAUGCUGCAGGUUCAUGCUCAUAUGCCACUGCCCCUUCUCUGUUGUAGGGGAUUUAUUUUGCUUCUCCUUUUUAAGCUCUAUUUUUAUUGCUUAUCCUUGUGUUGGUGUAUGAACCAUAUCCAUUUACAGCAUUUGGUGAGAUUAAGGUGGGAUGAAUUAAGCCCUUCUGAGCGUAAGAACUUCGCAAAUCUUUCUGUUGAUUUGAUGUCUGAGAUUGCAGAUCCUUGUGAAGAAUGGCCUCUUAAAAGCCAGACAGCUGCCCUUGUUGCUGAGAUAAUUAGAAGGGAGGGUCUUAAUCUAUGGCAAGAAUUGUUUCCAUCACUGGUUUCUCUAUCUGGCAAGGGUCAUAUUCAAGCUGAGUUGGUUUCAAUGAUGCUGCGGUGGCUCCCUGAAGAUAUCACAGUUCACAAUGAAGACUUGGAAGGUGAUCGGCGAAGGCUACUCUUGCGUGGGUUAACACAAUCUCUGCCUGAAAUUUUGCCUCUCUUGUACACUUUAUUAGAAAGGCACUUUGGAGCUGCUAUUGAACAAGUAGGUAGACAACAGAUGGACAUUGCAAAACAGCAUGCUGCUACAGUAACAGCUACUCUGAAUGCCAUAAAUGCAUAUGCAGAGUGGGCUCCACUUCCUGAUCUUGCUAAGUAUGGCAUCAUUAACGGUUGUGGCUUCCUUCUCUCUGCUCCAGAUUUUCGUCUUCAUGCUUGUGAGUUUUUCAAACUAGUUUCCCCAAGGAGGAGACCUGCUGACACAUCUGCUUCUGAGUUUGACUAUGCUAUGAACAGCAUCUUUCAGAUCUCGAUGAACACAUCAAGAGAAUUUUUGUACAGAUCUGAGUCAAGUCCUGGGGCCAUAGAUGAGGGUGACUAUGAAUUAGCAGAAUAUAUUUGUGAAAGUAUGGUGUCAUUGGGUUCGUCAAACUUGCAAAGUAUUGCUGGAGACAGCACCACACUUCCUCUUUACCUAGAACAGAUGCUGGGAUAUUUUCGACAUUUCAAGUUUGCAAUUCAUUUCCAAUCCCUACACUUUUGGCUGGUGCUGAUGAGAGAUUUGAUGUCAAAGCCAAAAAACUCUGCAAUCUCAGCUGCAGAUAAUUCAGCUACUGGUGGCUUUGGUUCUGGAGAGGGUGAAAAUGUGAAGAAAAAGAUUCUAAGUUUAGUAAAUGACAGUUUUUGUGGUGCAAUUUUGGAUACGUCUUUCCCUCGCAUGCUCAAGAAAGAAAAGCUUCUUCCUGAAACUGCAAUUUCUUUAGGCGUAUUGGAGUUGUGGAGUGACGGCUUUGAAGGCAAGGGUGAAUUCAGUCAAUAUCGAUCUAGGCUGUUGGAGCUGAUUAGGCUUAUUUCAUCUUACAAACCUCUGAUGGCUGCUGCUAAAGUUUCGGAAAAAAUUAGUGCAAUUAUUACGAACCAGUUGCAUUCACCAGCACCAGCUCAGGACUUGGCAGUGAUGGAAAGCAUGCAGUUGUCUUUGGACAAUGUCAUUAGUGCAGUUUUUGAUGGUUCCAAUGAAUUUGCCAAGGCAAAUGCUGAAGUUCAGCUUGCAGUCUGUAGAAUAUUUGAAGGCCUGCUUCAGCAACUUCUUUCUGUAAAAUGGACGGAGCCUGCCCUUGUGGAACUACUUGGUCAUUAUCUGGAUGCAAUGGGUCCAUUUAUGAAGUAUUUUCCAGAUGCAGUUGGGAGUGUUAUCAGUAAACUAUUUGAGCUUCUUACUUCCCUUCCUUUUGUCAUCAAGGAUACUUCGACAUUUAGCGCACGCCAUGCAAGGUUACAGAUUUGUACGUCAUUUAUCCGGAUAGCAAAAGCUGCUGACAAAAGCAUUCUGCCUCACAUGAAGGGCAUUGCCGAUACCAUGGCAUGUUUGCAAAAGGAGGGCCGUUUGCUUCAGGGAGAGCAUAAUCUUCUGGGUGAAGCUUUUCUUGUUAUGGCUUCUGCUGCUGGGGUUCAACAGCAACAGGAAGUUUUGGCCUGGCUAUUAGAACCUUUGAGCCAACAGUGGACACAAUUGGAAUGGCAGGAGAAAUACUUGUCUGAUCCACCAGGGUUAAUUUGCUUGUGCUCAGAAGCACCAGUUAUGUGGUCAAUUUUUCAUACUGUGACAUUCUUUGAGAAGGCACUUAAGAGGAGUGGCAUGAAGAAAGCUUAUUGGAAUUCUGAAAACAGCUCAAUGCCAGAUUCCACUUCUUCAAACCCAAUGGCUUCUCAUAUGUUAUGGAUGCUGCCUCCUCUCUUAAAACUUCUCCGUGCUAUACAUUCUCUUUGGUCUCCAUCCAUAUACCAAACAUUACCUGUGGAAGUGAAAGCUGCAAUGAGCAUGAGUGAUGUUGAGAGAUUCAGUCUUCUAGGAGAAGGGAACCCAAAAUUGUCAAAAGGUGCAUUGACUUUCAUGGAUGGAUCUCAGGGCAAUAUGAAUAAGGAAGGACAUGCAGAACCAAAUGAAUCUGAUAUACGAAAUUGGUUGAAAGGAAUCAGAGACAGUGGAUAUAAUGUACUGGGCUUGUCGACAACAAUUGGGGAUUUAUUUUUCAAAAUUUCUGAUGUGCACUCUGUUGCUGUUGCGUUGAUGGAGAAUAUACAGUCAAUGGAAUUCAGGCAUAUAAGGCAGCUUGUUCAUUCUAUUUUGAUUCCUUUAGUUAAACACUGUCCUCCAGAUAUGUGGGAGAUUUGGCUGGAACAGCUGUUGCACCCGUUAUUUAUUUAUGCUCAGCGGGCUCUCAGUUGUUCAUGGUCUAGUCUUCUACAAGAUGGCAGAGCAAAGGUUCCAGAUGUUCACAGCAUUCUUGCUGGAUCAGACUUGAAAGUAGAAGUGAUGGAGGAAAAACUUCUCAGGGAUCUCACCCGUGAGAUGUGUUCACUCCUUUCUGUUAUUGCUUCUCCACCACUUAAUGUUGGACUCCCUUCUUUAGAGCAAGCUGGGCAUGUUAGUCGUUUGGACACUUCUCUGAAAAGCUUGGAUUCAGUUGCAUCAAGCUCUAUUGUUGGUUUCCUUCUGAAGCAUGAACGUUUAGCGCUGUCAAUGCUGCACAUAUGCUUAGAAGCUUUUACAUGGACUGAUGGUGAAGCUGUGACAAAAGUUUCUUCAUAUUGUUCUGUGUUGAUAGCUCUAUCAAUUUGGACAAAUUAUACAGAACUUGUAGAGUUUGUUGCUAGAGAUCUUUUUACUUCCAUUAUUAAGGGUUUAGCCCUUGAGUCAAAUGCUAUAAUCAGUUCUGAGUUAGUCGGCCUCUGUCGUGAAAUAUUUGUGUAUCUCUGUGAUAGACACCCAGCUCCCAGACAGGUUCUGUUGUCUCUCCCCUCUAUCACCCCCCAUGAUUUACAUGCCUUUGAAGAAGCUUUAACAAAAACAGCCAGUCCAAAAGAACAGAAGCAGCAUAUGAGAAGCCUGCUUCUGUUAGCGACUGGAAACAAAUUAAAAGCACUUGCAGCUCAGAAAAGUGUGAACAUUAUCACAAAUGUUUCAAUGAGGCCGCGCAGCUCAUCUAAUGCUCCUGAAUCCAAAGUUGGUGAUGAGGAAGUUGUGGGAUUGGCAGCUAUCUUGUAAUAUUAAUAUGUGCUCAUGACAGGGUGUGUACAGAAACGGGCUCAUGUUGAAUGUGGGGUUUCUUUGUAAGCUUUGAAGGCUAAAAACCCCUGUAACUUCUCGAAGUAGGAAAUCGAGUGGAGCAUUAACAGAAGAAAAUCCGUUGAGGUGGACAGAAUAAGUGACAGCUGUAGAGGGUUUUCUUGUAGUUGUUCAGCAGCAAUCGGUCCGAUAUCCAAAGGGGGUGUGGAAAUCAUUUUGAGGAGCCAUUAUUUCGUGUCCUUUCCACCGGAAUUUGAGGUUAAACGGUCUUCUGGCCCUGAAAGCUAAUGUCACGUCUGCUUAUUGAAAUAUUUAUCAUGCCAGUUUUUGACGAAGCAAAAUAAUUGUGUUUGACAUAUUUUGAAAAGAAAUACAUAUUUCAUUUCAAGGUUUGA